Messenger RNA from Cladophialophora bantiana CBS 173.52, 1365 nucleotides. RefSeq lists its product as uncharacterized. Gene Ontology annotation, molecular function: nucleotide binding. Lineage: Eukaryota; Fungi; Ascomycota; Eurotiomycetes; Chaetothyriales; Herpotrichiellaceae. The transcript is spliced from 2 exons. The record is from RefSeq and is a predicted model, not a curated record. Bases 1 to 1365 code for a protein of 454 amino acids.
AUGUCCUGGACUGUCGACUACCUCCUUGCCUUCCACAACUGGUGGAACAAAGUCAACGCGGUCAAGAAGGACGUCUUCAGCCAGAAACUCACAACAGUCCAAUCAACGGUCUCUUCUCCUUCUCCUCCUUCGCAACCGCCUCUUCUGCGGCUCGGCGUCCUCUCCGCCGCCGCCAUCAACAACACCGCCAUCUGGGAUCCCGUCGCGACACAUCCAUCGACGGUAAUAACGGGUCUCGCUGCCCGGGACAAAUCGCGCGCAGAGGCCCAGAUCGCAAGCCACAAGCGGUUCCUUCCGGUCGAAUGCAAAGCUUACGGCUCUUACGCAUCGCUCCUCAACGCCGAGGACAUUGAUGCCGUGUACAUCCCGUUGCCCAAUGGGCUGCAUCACAAAUGGACGCUCGCAGCGCUCGAAAAGGGCAAGCACGUAUUGAUUGAGAAACCCAUCGCCUCCAAUGCGCAGCAAGCGCGAGAGAUCCGCGACGCGGCCGCGCGGGCGGGCAAGGUCGCGCUGGAAGCGUUCCAUUGGCGCUUUCACCCCAGUGCCCACGUUGUCAAGCAGCUGCUCCUGAGCGGUGACUACGGGCGCGUCAUCGCCGUCGAUGCCCGAGCCGUCCUACCCGGCGGCGUGCUGGGCAAGGACGACAUACGCUUCAAAUACGACCUUGCGGGCGGGUGUUGUAUGGACCUCACGUACGUCUUCAGCGCCAUUGCGUACUUUGCCGCCCGCGACGUCACGGACCCGAACCUCGAGUUCGAAGUCGUGGACGCCAAGGCGCGGUUGAAUGAGAAGGACAAGUUGAUCGACGAGGCCAUUACCGCGACGCUCAAGAUCAAAGACCCCAAUCCGUACGCUGCAAGCGACAGCAGGACAACCGCCCCCGCGGAAAUCAAAGCUUCACUGGCAGCAGACCUCUCGCAGCCGAAACUCUUCGGCAUCAUCCCCAAAAUCUGGGCCGCCGGGGUCCCAAGCGUGACGAUCCAGUGCGACAAGGCCGAGAUUGUGUACGAGAACUUCAUGGGCCCCUGGCUCUCGCACAAGAUCGCCGUCGUGCCCGUGACGCGCGAUCCGGCCACAAACGAGAUCGUCAAGCGCGGCGGCGCCACUAAGAGGAAGCCCCUUACUCUCAAGCAGUUCAAAGGCGGCCCGCUCUGGGACCGCGAACUCACGCUGGACGGCGGUCAGGCCUGGUGGACCACAUACCGCUGGCAGCUGGAGGCGUUUGCCCGCAUGAUCCGCGAGGGCGCGGGCGACGGAGAGGCCGGAUACAAGGGCCCAUGGGUCGAUAUGGCCGAGAGCAUCCGCGUUAUGGAGAUGAUUGACAGCACGUACGAGAAGUUGGGCUUGCCGCUUCGUGGGGCGUGA